Molecule: messenger RNA, 354 nt
Organism: Colletotrichum truncatum
Lineage: Eukaryota; Fungi; Ascomycota; Sordariomycetes; Glomerellales; Glomerellaceae
Source: RefSeq, a predicted model, not a curated record
AUGGCUGCUAUGGUCGGGUCGAGACCGUCGGAGACCGCUUCAUCGCGUAAAAGACCAUCCUCAAUCAGCGGCGAGAAGCGAGCAUCGCGCUUUGUCUUAUCGGCGACGAGUACAGGCAAUAAGUCUUUCGAUCAAGAGCAGCAGUUGAGCCAGAGGUUUUGGGAUGACGUCGACCGGCAUUCAAUGACGCCGGCCCGCAAACAACCGAAAAAAGUAGUCAUGUCUGGUGGUGGUGUCGUGGGGUGUGUAGCUGGGGAUCCCGUCCUGCAGGCUUCCUCUGCCGAUCCCACCAACGCGAGUCUUUGGAAGGCCUUCGAAAGAACAUUUCAUCCCACCCUCUCGGGUCACCCUUAA